This is a messenger RNA of Rubroshorea leprosula, 1118 nucleotides long. NCBI's taxonomy places the organism in Eukaryota, Viridiplantae, Streptophyta, Magnoliopsida, Malvales, Dipterocarpaceae. The record is from the annotation of a GenBank genome assembly.
ACCUCACCAGGUUCUCACCUUCUUUCUUUUUUUCCUUUUUUGUUUUUUUCUCCCAAGAGAACCCAGGUUCCCGACCUGGGUUCUCCUGGAGAACCCGAUCUGGGUUCUGGGUACUCCAGGAGAACCCUUCUCUCCGAGAACCCAGACUUGGGUUCCCUCCUCCUCCUUUCUUUUUCUUCUUCUUUCCUUCGCCUCCCCUCUUCUUCCUUCUGUUCCCCCCUCUUGGAGAACCCGUGGGUUCUCAUGGUGAGAACCCAGAUUUGGGUUCUUGCAUGAAAUUGGUGACAAAUUCCGCUUUCUUUCUUUUUUUUUUAUUGGGUAUGAUAUAGAAAUUCUGAUUGAAAACAUGGGUUUGCUUGUGCGUGGCAUAGUUUUUCUUGUGAACUGAAUUUUCAUGGUGAGGAGGAAGAUGGAUGAGAAUGGAUGUGAGGAGGAAGAUGGAUCUGAAGAGGAUUGGAGACUAAUGGAGUGUAAAGCUCUGAGUUUAGCUCUUGCAGCAAAAGGAAUAUUUGUGAGUAUUGUUGAUUUCUCUGAAGAAAAAGGAAAGGAAGUUGCAGCACUUGUAGAACAGGAGAAUGAUAAGUUCCAUGAGAAGUUAGAAUUCCCAGCUGCUAUAUUUAUAAGAUGUGAUGUCACUAACACAGGAGAUAUAACUGCUGCAUUUGAGAAGCAUGUAGCAACAUAUGGAGGACUGGAUAUCUGCAUUCAUAGUGCUGGCAUUGCUGAUCGAAUAGCUUUUGAGAAUGAUCAAACUGAUGGCAGUAAUUCAUGGAGACGUGUUAUCAAUGUGAACCUGAUUGCAGUUAUUGAUUGCACACGGCUUGCGGUAUGCUUUAAGUAACUUGCUUUUCCUGCUUAACUCUGAUAAAAGAAUACUUUCCCAUUGCUUUUGUUAGCAGUGUUGAAGUGGUUAAUAUUAUUAAGUAUAGGAGAGUUUGUUACACCUUUCAACAUUCCACACUGCAUCAACUUGGACUGCAGUAUGAAGUUCUUAAUGUAGAUUUUAUUUCAGAGUACUUUAUUUUGUGGAGUUCCAGACUUAUACCUAGAGGCUGGUCAAAGCUUUUAAACAAUGUUUCUAUAGUUUUCUUUUGGUUCAACAAAGAGGACUGCUGCUU